This is a messenger RNA of Rhineura floridana, 2115 nucleotides long. RefSeq names its product reticulon 4 receptor like 2 (gene RTN4RL2). Bases 547 to 1845 code for a protein of 432 amino acids. Gene Ontology annotation, molecular function: protein binding. The record is from RefSeq and is a predicted model, not a curated record. Gene Ontology annotation, cellular component: plasma membrane. Lineage: Eukaryota; Metazoa; Chordata; Lepidosauria; Squamata; Rhineuridae. The transcript has 3 exons.
AUAAGGCGCCGCUGCCGCUGCCGCCGCCCGGGUGCCUUCCCUACCUUUUGCGGAGUGGUUGGUUGGCUGGCUGUGCCGGGGCGGCGCACAGGGAGCAAAGCUGAGCGGAGCAGAUGGUACCUGGCGGCUCCCCCGGGAUGAAGCCUCUGUCCGGCAGCUCUCGGCGGCGGAGCGGAGGGUAGCGCCGCCGCCGGGCCACGGAGGGUGGCCCGCCGGCCGGCCCGGGGCGGGUGAGCGGGCCAUGAGCCCCCGCGGGCGGCAGCCAGACUCGCAAGGGCUGGUGCUCCUGCGCCCCCUCCUCGCCUUGCGCUCGGUCCCGCAGGAGCCUCGCUAGGGAGUCCCGGGUCGCGGAGCGGGUGCGCUCUUCAGCCAAGACUUGGGAGGCCGCCUGCGCGCCCCCUCCUCUCCCCACCCUACCCCCGCCGCCUUCGCCGCCUUCCCUUCCCUUCCCUUUUUUCGUUCCUUUUCUUCUCCUGAGGUUUUGUCUAUCUGUCGCUCUUAUUUUUUUCUUUUUCUACCGCUCCUCCACCGAGCCUCCUUAGCACCAUGCGGCUCCGUCUAGGACCCACCCUGUAUGGCUUGGCUCCCGCAUUCCUGCUCCUGUUGGCCUUUCCCUUGGCAGCCGCCAUGUGCCCAAUGCUUUGCACCUGCUACUUUUCUCCACCCACAGUCAGCUGCCAGGCCAACAACUUCUCCUCGGUGCCACGGGUCCUGCCACCCAACGCUCAGCGCCUCUUCCUGCAGAACAAUCUGAUUGGGACCCUGAGAGCUGGCAUGUUUGGGCCAAGCCUCGUCACCCUUUGGCUCUACUCCAACAACAUCUCCUCUAUCCAGCCGGGCACUUUCCGGCACCUUCAGGCUUUGGAGUGGCUGGACCUGGGAGACAACCGCAAUUUGCGCACUCUUGACCCAGAUACUUUCCUUGGUCUGGAGCGGCUGCAGUCGCUGCACCUUUACCGCUGUCAGCUGAGCAGCCUCCCGACCACCAUCUUCCGCAAUCUCUUCAGCCUCCAGUACCUCUACCUUCAGGAGAACAACCUGCUUUGCCUGCAGGACGAUCUUUUUGUGGACUUGGCUAACCUUAGCCAUCUUUUCCUGCACGGCAAUAAGAUUUGGCAGCUCUCCGAGAAUGUCUUCCGGGGCCUGUCUGGAUUAGAUCGUCUGUUGCUACACAGGAACCGCCUGCACGCAAUUCCUACUUGGGCCUUCCGUGAUCUGGGCAAGCUCACCAUCCUGUACUUGUUUAACAACAGCCUGACAACCCUCUCUGGGGAAACCAUCUCUGACUUGCCCGCCCUGGAGUUCCUGCGACUCAACAACAACCCGUGGGCCUGUGACUGCCGGGCUCGCUCCCUCUGGGCCUGGUUUCAGCACACCCGUGUCUCCAUCUCGGAUGUCAUAUGCACUUCUCCUCCUGACCGUGUGGGGCGUGACAUGCGCCACCUAAACGAAACUGUCUUUAAAGGCUGCCCUCCAGGCAAUCACCACCCUGUUGGGUUUGACUGGAGUUGUAGGCCUGAGUGGGAAAAUGGAGUGGUUCACCCUCAUCCCCGUCCUCAUUCCAAUGGCUCGUCCAAUCACCUCUAUGGCCUAGGAGGGUCCCCUCCUGCUGAUCCUUCCUCCUUCUACAGGGAUGUGCCAGCUAAUGACAUCCGAAGCCCCAAGUAUGACCCACCAACAGAGGAUGGCUACUGGGGGGGCUAUGGCAAUGAAGAAGGGGGACAGCUGAAAAAGGGAUGCCCAGAACUUGGUGGUUGUUCUCUGAAUUCUGGAGGUAUUAGGGUUGGCUUCCUGUUGCUUUCUUUUCCCUGUCUACUGAUGCUUUGGGGACCUUCCUGGUUUUGACAAUGGAGGGCGGCCUGCUCUGCUGAAUGCUAAGCUGCCUUUGAGAACCGAGACUCUGGGAGAUCCAAGCCAGGAUGGAUCCCCACCCAGCACUUAGCUGAGGCCAAAGUGAUUUAACCUUUUCCCUGCCCCCAUCACAGGGUCAAAGGGAGACUAAAUCUGUUGCUGCUGCUUUCCUGGCUGGUUGUGAGACUUAAUACUGGAGCCACUUUCUGGGUGGUAUCUGUUAUAAUUCAUGAAUAUAUGGCAAGAACACCCCUUUUUUUUUAA